Thlaspi arvense is the source of this 3323-nucleotide messenger RNA. NCBI's taxonomy places the organism in Eukaryota, Viridiplantae, Streptophyta, Magnoliopsida, Brassicales, Brassicaceae. The record is from the annotation of a GenBank genome assembly.
AUAAGCAAAGAGCUUUCUGUUAAAAUUCUUAUUACGGUUUCACAUUUGUGUAAAAUUUUCAGCUUAUUGUUGAAAUUUGAAAUCUUUGUUAAUUAAUUAUUACUUCUUUCGGUGUUAUAUGACUCCCUGACGAAGAAACACACACCCAAACAAAUCUUAGCUUAGCACCGUCGCGACCGAAUUCGAAAUUCCGGUAACCUUUAUCGCCGGAAAAUCCACCGCCCGUGUGGUUAUCGAUAUCGAUUCUCCUCGGAUCUAGUGGCUCCAUUUCUUCGUCCAGAUCUCGUACUUUUAAAUCCGAUAUUUCGACCUUGACUCGCGCAAGUCACGAUGGAGGCGAUCGAUGAGUUGUCUCAGCUUUCGGAUUCGAUGAGACAAGCUGCGGCGCUGCUCGCUGACGAAGAUCCCGAGGAGAGCUCUUCUUCUAGACGACCGGCCACUUCUCUCAACGUCGUUGCCCUAGGGAAUGUGGGAGCUGGAAAGUCUGCAGUUCUGAAUAGCCUUAUUGGACAUCCAGUUCUGCCUACGGGUGAGAAUGGUGCUACACGGGCUCCUAUAAUCAUUGACCUGAGUAGGGAGCAAUCUCUGAGCAGCAAGGCAAUAAUCUUGCAGAUCGACAAUAAAUCUCAACAAGUUUCUGCAAGUGCCCUAAGACAUUCUCUACAGGAUAGGCUUAGCAAAGGAGCCACAGGGAGGGGUCGUGAUGAAAUAUACCUAAAACUUCGUACAAGCACAGCUCCACCUUUGAAAUUGAUUGAUUUGCCUGGACUGGACCAGAGAAUUGUGGACGAUUCAAUGAUUGGUGAACAUGCACAGCAUAAUGAUGCCAUACUGCUGGUUGUUGUGCCCGCUAGCCAGGCAUCUGAAAUUUCGUCAUCUCGAGCCUUGAAGAUCGCAAAGGAGUAUGAUCCAGACAGCACUAGGACUGUAGGAAUUAUCAGCAAAAUUGACCAGGCAGCAGAGAACCCAAAAGCCCUUGCAGCAGUUCAGGCUCUUCUUUCAAACCAGGGACCUUCAAAAACAACGGAUAUUCCAUGGGUUGCACUUAUCGGUCAAUCUGUCUCAAUUGCAUCUGCGCAGUCUGGAGGCAGUGAGAACUCUUUAGAAACUGCUUGGCGUGCUGAGAGUGAAAGUCUUAAAUCCAUUUUGACUGGUGCUCCACCAAGCAAACUUGGCAGAAUUGCCUUGGUGGACACCCUUGCUAGCCAGAUUCGAAGCAGAAUGAAGCUCAGGCUACCAAAUAUCUUGUCUGGGCUCCAGGGCAAGUCUCAAAUAGUGCAGGACGAAUUAGCAAGGCUUGGUGAACAACUGGGAAGUGGCUGGAAAGUUGUUGCAAGUUUUGAAGGCAAUUUCCCCAACCGUAUCAAGCAGCUUCCAUUGGAUAGAUAUUUUGACUUGAAUAAUGUCAAAAGGAUCGUUUUAGAGGCAGAUGGUUAUCAACCUUAUCUUAUAUCUCCGGAGAAAGGGUUGAGAUCAUUAAUAAAAGUUGUUCUUGAGUUGGCUAAAGACCCGGCACGACUAUGCGUUGAUGAGGUUCACAGAGUGCUUGUUGACAUAGUUUCAGCUUCCGCGAAUGCAACACCUGGUCUUGGGAGAUAUCCUCCUUUUAAGAGAGAGGUUGUAGCUAUAGCAAGUGCUGCACUUGAUGGAUUCAAGAGUGAAGCUAAGAAGAUGGUAGUUGCACUAGUUGAUAUGGAACGUGCCUUUGUGCCACCGCAGCACUUCAUCCGCCUUGUGCAAAGAAGAAUGGAAAGGCAGCGUCGUGAGGAAGAGCUAAAAGGCCGUUCCUCCAAGAAGGGACAAGAUGCAGAGCAGUCUCUCUUAGGCCGGGCAACGAGUCCUCAGCCAGAUGGACCAUCGACUGGUGGUAGCUUGAAAUCGUUGAGAGACAAAUUUAUUCCACAAGAUAAAGAUAAAGAUAAGGAUAAAGAUAAAGAAACGCCAGAGGUCUCUGGUCUAAAGACUGCUGGACCUGAGGGGGAGAUAACCGCAGGGUACUUAAUGAAGAAAAGUGCAAAGACAAAUGGGUGGAGUAGGCGAUGGUUUGUUCUAAAUGAAAAAACUGGAAAGCUUGGUUAUACGAAAAAGCAAGAAGAAAGGAACUUCCGCGGCACUGUAACUUUGGAGGAAUGCAGUAUCGAAGAAAUUUCUGAUGAUGAAGGAGAAAAAUCAAAGAGCUCUAAAGAUAAGAAAUCAAAUGGACCUGAUUCGAAAGGACCAGGCCUUGUAUUUAAGAUAACAUGCAGGGUUCCAUAUAAGACUGUACUUAAAGCUCACAAUGCACUGGUUCUUAAGGCCGAGAGCAUGGUCGAUAAGAAUGAAUGGAUUAAUAAGCUGCAAAAGGUUAUCCAAUCCCGAGGAGGCCAAGUUGGUGGCGCUUCCAUGAGACAAAGCCUUUCAGAAGGUUCACUUGAUAAGAUGGUUAGGAAACCGGCUGACCCAGAAGAGGAAUUACGGUGGAUGUCCCAAGAAGUACGAGGUUACGUUGAAGCUGUUCUCAACAGCUUAGCAGCAAAUGUCCCAAAGGCAGUUGUUCUUUGUCAAGUGGAGAAAUCAAAGGAAGACAUGCUGAAUCAGCUCUACAGUUCUAUCAGUGCGAUAGGUAAUGAGAGGAUAGAAUCGUUGAUUCAAGAGGAUCAAAACGUGAAAAGACGAAGAGACCGUUACCAGAAGCAGUCCUCUCUUCUCUCAAAGCUCACAAGACAGCUUAGCGUCCACGAUAACCGCGCAGCUGCUGCUUCGAGCUGGUCCGACAGCGGCACGGAAAGCAGCCCAAGAACCAAUGGCGGGUCUUCAGGCGAGGAUUGGAUGAACGCGUUUAACGCUGCUGCUAGUGGACCGGACUCAUUGAAGAGGUAUGGAUCUGGUGGUCAUAGCCGACGGUACAGCGAUCCAGCUCAGAACGGUGAGGAUUCUUCUGGUUCUGGUGGUAGCAGCCGUCGCACCACGCCGAACCGGCUCCCACCGGCACCGCCACAGUCUUCUGGAUCAUCUUACAGGUAUUAGAACCUGUUUUGGUUUACAAGACAGGUUUGUUAUUGGAGAAACCCAUUGAACACAUUCUUUUUUUUCUCUUCUUUUUUUUGGAUUGGUCCCCUUUUCCGGGACAAGUUUUUUUCUUAUUUCUUCACUAGUUUUUUUUUAAAAGAGAUGAUUAUGACAUAUGAUGAUGAUGUACUUUGCGUGUGUUUGUAGAUAGAGAUAUUGUUAGAGACGCACAUAUCAUGAAUCUGGAAAGUUGUCUACUUACCAGACAAAAUGUUUACAAUAAAAAUUGUAGUCUAAUGUAGUCAGGGAAAAUCGUAUCACCCCUAAAAUAAAAG